CCCCAUUCAAUGUCCAUGUCGCCCCUCCAAUAACAUCACCACCCAUCAUGUCCUCCAAAUCCCGCUGGGCCAACGAGGAUGACCCAGAGACCGAAGCCAUCCUCGCCCAACGCAAGCGCGAAAAGGAGGAGAAACGCCGCGCCAAAGCCGAGAAACAACGACAGCUAGAAGAGCAACAGCAGCAACAGCAGCAACAGCAGCAACAACAUCAACAGUCCACUUCGAAUUACACAGAUGCACCACCACCUUCCAAGCGUCGCCGUCUUUCCAACGACCAUUCCCCCUCGCAUCAACCACAACCAUCCAAACCCAAUCCCGACCGCCCCGAAGAGAACAACCAUUUGCUCGCACUCCCCACCUCCGAAUGGGGCCCGUGUCGCCAUGUCGACAACUUCGAGCGCCUCAACCACAUCGAAGAAGGCAGUUACGGCUUCGUCAGCCGCGCCAGGAACAUCACGACGGGGGAGAUCGUCGCGCUCAAGAAACUCAAGCUGGAGCCCAACUCCCCCGAGGGGUUUCCCGUGACGGGGCUCCGAGAAAUCCAAACGCUAUUCGAAUCGCGACAUCAGAAUAUCAUUGAACUCCGGGAAGUAGUCAUGGGAACGAAGAUGGAUGAAGUCUACCUAGUAAUGCCCUUUCUCGAACACGACCUGAAAACCCUCCUCGACGACAUGCGCGAACCCUUCCUCCCCUCCGAAACCAAAACCCUGCUGCUCCAGAUCAUCUCCGGGCUCGACUUCCUGCACGGGCAGUGGAUCAUGCACCGCGACCUCAAGACCUCGAACCUUCUCCUCAACAACCGCGGUGAGAUCAAGAUCGCCGACUUCGGCAUGGCCCGGUACUUUGGCGACCCGCCGCCUCCGAAACUGACGCAGCUGGUCGUCACGCUCUGGUACCGCUCUCCGGAGCUGCUGCUGGGUGCCGAUAAGUACGGGCCGGAGAUCGAUAUGUGGAGUAUUGGGUGUAUUUUUGGGGAGUUGCUAGGAAAGGAGCCUCUGCUCCAGGGGAAGAAUGAGGUUGAUCAGGUGUCGAAGAUCUUCGCCCUAACCGGUCCCCCAACCAGCCAAACUUGGCCGGAUUUUCGCUCCCUCCCUAAUGCCAAAUCCCUGCGACUCCCACCAUCUUCUUCCCCUGCAACAACUCCAGCCACCCCGCCGCUUCUCCCUCGCGGCAAGUUCCCCUACCUUACCAAUGAAGGGCUGCGGCUGCUCUCAUCCCUUCUGGCGCUGAACCCCACCUCGCGCCCCUCGGCCAAACAAUGCCUGGCCCAUCCGUACUUUCGCGAAGAUCCGCGGCCCAAACCCAAGGAGAUGUUCCCGACCUUCCCGUCCAAGGCGGGCCAGGAGAAGCGGAGGCGGCGUGAAACCCCCGAGGCGCCCAAGCGCGGCCAAGAGGCCCCAAAGUUGGACUUCGCGAGCGUGUUUGGCGGUGCGCCGGCGGCGGGGGAUGGUGCGGAGGCUGGUGCCGGGUUUACCCUGCGCCUGGGAUAGGAUACCGACUCUCCCAAGGGUGAUGGAUGUACUUUUACGAUUGGAUUUGGA
This is a messenger RNA of Aspergillus saccharolyticus JOP 1030-1, 1541 nucleotides long. Its product is annotated as Pkinase-domain-containing protein. Gene Ontology annotation, molecular function: cyclin-dependent protein serine/threonine kinase activity; ATP binding. NCBI's taxonomy places the organism in Eukaryota, Fungi, Ascomycota, Eurotiomycetes, Eurotiales, Aspergillaceae. The transcript has 3 exons. The record is from RefSeq and is a predicted model, not a curated record. Gene Ontology annotation, biological process: protein phosphorylation; regulation of mitotic cell cycle. Gene Ontology annotation, cellular component: nucleus. The coding region runs from base 48 to 1490 and encodes 480 amino acids.